UUUCCAGAAUGCUCCAUUAAAACAGCUUCUCGAGAAUAAUGGAAAUUAUAAAUAAUAAAGUUGCAUUCUUGGGUAUGUAGAGAAAGAGUGGAUCUUGGAAGCACCAUAAAGACUUUUGGGUGAAUCUGGGCCGUUGGAAGUAGGAAGUCUACUCUGUGAGCGGUGGAGAUUUUGGUGGGAGCUGGGGACCCGGAGUUGCCAAGAAAAGAAAAGACGAGUAAUGCCGUCAUUGACAAACGCGCAGAGACAGCGGCAGCAAUCUAAUUCGUAAUCAGAGAGUCACAGCCUCACAUUAAUCUUCUCAAAGUCACCUCCCAAAAUCGGCCCUCGAAAGUUAAAGGUGAGACCUUGCGAACCCUCGUCUUCCUUGUUCAUUUUUCUUUUGGUGGAAAGAAAUGGCAGCAGAGUUGCCGGACGACUUCAAGUGCCCGAUUUCGUUGGAGGUAAUGGCUGACCCUGUUAUUCUAUCAUCGGGUCAUACCUUCGAUCGCGCUUCAAUUCAGCGGUGGCUGGACGCCGGCCACCGUACCUGUCCGAUUUCCAAGCAACUCUUGCCGGAGCCCCUUUCACUCAUCCCCAACCACGCCCUGCGCAGCCUCAUUUCUAAUUAUACACUCGGGUCUUUGCCACAACCGCAAACCCAACCAUUUCCUCCCAGCCCACAAACCCUAAUCCAGCUAUUGUUUUCUCCUUCGUCUUCCUUGGAGGAUAAGAUCAUCUCUCUCGACAAGCUCAGCAGGAUUUCCAAGCACGACUCGGCGAUUCGGCGCCGACUAGCAGAGUCUGGGGCGGCAUCCGCCGCUUUGAACUGUGUCGGCUCCGGCGAACGGGGGCUCCAGGAAAAAGCCCUUCAUUUGCUCCUCAAUCUGAGCCUGGAUGACGACAGCAAGGUGGGGCUUGUGGCGGAGGGGAUCGUUGGGAAGAUUGUUUACGCGCUUCGGUUCGGUGUUGGUGACUCACGCGCCGUCGCGGCUACAGUGUUGACCAGCCUCGCCGUGUUGGAAGUUAACAAGGUUACCAUCGGAUCUUACCCAGAUACAAUUUCGAGCUUGGUGUUUCUCCUCCACGACGGCAAUUCGAGGGAGAGGAAAGAAGCGGCCACCGCUUUAUUCACUCUCUGCUCUUUUCCCGACAAUCGAGUUCGAGCAAUUCAAAACCAGGCCGUCCCAAUUCUAAUCGAGAAUGUCAACUCCGGCCUCGAGCGGGCUGUCGAAGUUCUAGGCCUGUUGGCAAAAUGCAAACUUGGGCGCGAUGACAUGGUGAAUUCUGCUGGACUGUUGGAUAUUCUGAUCGACAUUGUGAGGAAUGGGAACUCCAGGGGCGUGCAAUACGCCCUGUUAACAUUGACCUAUCUCUGCUGUUACAAUGAAACCAUGGCUGUGGAAGCUUUGAAAGAAGGGCUGUUCGAGACCUGUGUCGGCUUAUUGGAAGAUGACAAUGAGAAACUUAGGCGCAAUGCCAACAAUUUGAUUCAGAUAUUGCAGGGGAGGAGAAAGGCUGUAUGAUUUUCUAGAAUCUUGAAGAUGCAAUUGAUUUGAGUUGAGGUGAGGUAUAAAGAGAUUGUAAUUUGAUGAGAAUUGCAUCUUGGAGGUUGAACAGGUAGUUUUUGUCAAUGUUUUUUCCAGUUCUUGGAUAGAUUUUUUGUACAAAGAAUGAAAUACUUCAAAAAAAAAAAAAAAAAAAAGGAUUUCAUGUUCGUUGGAUGGAUUUUUUCUGUUUUUUUUUUUUUUGUGAUCAAUGGAGACUUGAGGCGUCUUCCUAAAGUGACUUCUUCACGAAUGGAUCUUAUUUUAUUAAUUUGUGAUUGGGUAGGCACAUGUGCAAAUCUGCAAGGGGUAAUAUUAUUAUAAUAGUAGAGAUUUGAGUA
Andrographis paniculata is the source of this 1867-nucleotide messenger RNA. Its product is annotated as U-box domain-containing protein 8. The coding region runs from base 396 to 1505 and encodes 369 amino acids. Gene Ontology annotation, cellular component: cytoplasm; nucleus. The record is from RefSeq and is a predicted model, not a curated record. Gene Ontology annotation, molecular function: ubiquitin-protein transferase activity. NCBI's taxonomy places the organism in Eukaryota, Viridiplantae, Streptophyta, Magnoliopsida, Lamiales, Acanthaceae. Gene Ontology annotation, biological process: protein ubiquitination. The transcript has a single exon.